Messenger RNA from Aspergillus steynii IBT 23096, 972 nucleotides. RefSeq names its product EF-hand. The transcript has 4 exons. The record is from RefSeq and is a predicted model, not a curated record. Lineage: Eukaryota; Fungi; Ascomycota; Eurotiomycetes; Eurotiales; Aspergillaceae. Bases 1 to 972 code for a protein of 323 amino acids. Gene Ontology annotation, molecular function: calcium ion binding.
AUGGCUUACAACAAAUCCUACAACCCAGAUGCGCUGCCUGCACAUGCAGAGCCUGAACAGGUAGCUCAGAUGAUCGGUGCCAUGCAAGUUGGUCCCUCUCAACAACAGAAACCCCAACGGCCGUCUCCCAAUCCCUCCUCCAGCGGCGUCCCGCCUCGAGUCCCCGUGUCCGGCGCCCCAAACGCCCAAUUUCAGUCUGCGCUAGCCUCGCGUCCUCCAGUGCAAGCUCAGCAUCCCUACAAUAACAAUAAGCCGCUACCCGCGGGUCCUCAGCAGAAUCACCAUCAAACGCAUCCAUUGCAUCCGUCGCCGCCUCCUCAGAACUACGGGUUCGGCCCUCCCCCGUCCCAGCCAGUGCGCAAUCGCCCGCAACCGACGUCGCGUCCUCCUCGAUCGCCCAAUCCACCUCCGUUGGGUGUCCCCGACGAUGAUCCGCAGCAACUGUUCCCAUUAUUUCGCGCCGCCAACUCGUCGCACUCCGGGGCGCUCACCGAGAUGGAGCUGGGCUCCGCUCUGGUCAAUGGGGACUACACCUCGUUUCAUCCACGAACCGUCAAGAUGAUGAUCCGCAUGUUCGACCGUAAUAGCAGCGGAACCAUAUCCUUUGACGAGUUCGUAUCACUGUGGCGCUACCUGGCCGCUUGGCGCGAGCUUUUUGACCGGUUCGACGUUGAUCGCAGCGGUCGCAUCAGUUUGCAGGAGUUCGAGAAUGCUUUAAGCGCCUUCGGAUACCGCCUGAGCCAGCCGUUUGUCACGGUGUUGUUCACCACGUUCGAGGCUAAAGGGCGGCAGAUGAACGGGCCUCCCAAGGGUCCGCCUUCGACGGGCAUGAGCUUCGACUUGUUCGUGCAGGCGUGCAUCAGUCUGAGGCGCAUGACGGAUGCAUUCAAACGUUAUGAUGACGACCGGGAUGGCUAUAUUACCGUGAGCUUCGAGGAGUUUUUGACGGAGAUUCUUCAGUUACAAGAUUAG